CGCGCGUGCGCAUUGGCGCGUCGGGACCAUGGCGAGCGACGGGUCUCCCGGCGGCGGCUGCGGCUGCGGCGCGGGCCCAAGGCCCCUGCGCUCGGCGCGGGCGACGGACGUGGCCUCGGCGUCCAGCUUCCGGGCCUUCGAGCUGCUGCACCUGCACCUGGACCUGCGGGCCGAGCUGGGUCCGCCGGGGGCCCGCGGGCUGAGCGGCGCGGCGGUGCUGACGCUGCGGUGCCUGGAGCCCGGGGGCUCCUCCGAGCUGCGGCUCGACUCGCAUCCCAGCCUCCGGGUGACGGCGGCGGAGCUGCAGCUGGAGCCGGAGUGGCGGGCCCCGGGCAGCCCGGACGAGCCGUCCAGCCAGGUCGUGCCCUUCUACACGCGGCCCUUCGCGCGCUAUGGCGAGGCGCUGUGCGUGGACCUCCCGCGGCCGUGCCGGGCCGGCCAGCACCUGUGGCUGCGGCUCACCUACAGCGUGCGCGAGGGCCCGGGGGUUUGCUGGUUGGCUCCUGAGCAGACGGCAGGAAAGAAGAAGCCCUUCCUCUAUACCCAGGGUCAGGCUGUCCUAAACCGGGCCUUCUUCCCUUGCUUCGACACCCCUGCCGUGAAAUCUAAAUAUUCAGCUCUUAUUGAGGUCCCGGAUGGCUUCACAGCCGUGAUGAGCGCUGACACCUGGGAGAAGAGAGGUCCAAAUAAGUUCUUCUUCCAGAUGAGUCACCCCAUCCCCUCCUAUCUGAUAGCCUUGGCCGUUGGAGACCUGGUUUCGGCUGAAGUUGGACCCAGGAGCCGGGUGUGGGCCGAGCCCUGCCUGAUCGAGGCCGCCAAGGAGGAGUACAACGGGCUCAUAGAAGAAUUUCUGGCAACGGGGGAGAAACUUUUUGGACCCUACGUUUGGGGCAGGUACGACCUGCUCUUCAUGCCACCAUCCUUUCCGUUCGGAGGAAUGGAGAACCCUUGUCUGACCUUUGUCACCCCCUGCCUGCUAGCAGGGGACCGCUCCUUGGCCGAUGUCAUCAUCCAUGAGAUCUCCCACAGUUGGUUUGGGAACCUGGUCACCAAUGCCAACUGGGGUGAGUUCUGGCUCAACGAAGGCUUCACCAUGUAUGCCCAGCGGAGGAUCUCCACCAUGCUGUUUGGGGCCGCUUACACCUGCCUGGAAGCCGCCACUGGGCGGGCUCUGCUUCGGCAGCACAUGGACGUCAGCGGCGAGGAGAACCCGCUCAACAAGCUCCGGGUGAAGAUCGAACCAGGUGUCGACCCGGAUGACACCUACAAUGAGACCCCCUACGAGAAAGGCUUCUGCUUUGUCUCGUACCUGGCCCACUUGGUGGGUGACCAGGCACAGUUUGACAACUUUCUCAAGGCCUAUGUCAAUGAAUUUAAAUUCCAAAGCAUCCUAGCUGAUGACUUUCUGGAAUUCUUCUUGGAAUAUUUCCCUGAGCUGAAGAAAAGGAAGGUGGAUUCCAUUCCAGGCUUUGAGUUUGAUCGAUGGCUGAAUACCCCUGGCUGGCCCCCCUACCUCCCUGAUCUCUCUCCUGGGGACUCACUCAUGAAGCCCGCCGAAGAGCUGGCCCAGCUGUGGGUGGCCAAGGAGCUGGACAUGAAGGCCAUUGAGGCUGUGGCCAUCUCUACCUGGAAGACCUACCAGCUGGUUUACUUCCUGGAUCAGAUCCUUCAGAAGUUACCCCUCCCUCCCGGGAACGUGAAGAAACUCGGAGAGACGUACCCAAAGGUCUCCGACUCCCGGAAUGCAGAGCUGAGGCUCCGGUGGGGCCAGAUUGUCCUUAAGAAUGACCACCAGGAGGAUUUCUGGAAGGUGAAGGAAUUCCUGCAGAGCCAGGGGAAACAGAAGUACACCCUUCCGCUGUACCGUGCCAUGAUGGGUGGCAGCGAGGUGGCCCAGGCCCUCGCCAAGGAGACCUUUGCGGCCACCGCCUCCCAGCUCCACAGCAAUGUUGUCAACUACAUCCAGCAGAUCCUGGCGCCCAAGGACAGUUAGCGGCUCCUGGGCGUGGCCGCCGCCUCCUAGACACUGCCAGCUUCCAGGGUCGUCAUGCCCGAACCCCAGCUCUCCAGCCGAAUUCACCCUCCCGAAGCCUGUGUCUCCUCUGAUCCUCUGUUCUCUGGGCUUGGCAUCUGCGACCGGGGGCCUCUGCCUGGCGGGCGCCUCUCUGGUCCCCAAAUCCUGAGACCGGGCCCUCCCGUGGCUCUCCACAGCGGGCCACCAGUCCUCUCCGUCCUCCCGCUGGAGUCUCCGGGGAAGGCAGAGCGGAUUUCUUUCAUUCUUUUCCUUCUUUUGCUGAUUCUGGAAGUAAUAUGCAAAGGGAUGCUUUCUGAUAAUACUUUUUUCAGGCUCAUUCUUCAUUUUAAUAAAUAUUUUUAAGUGAAAAGUA
This is a messenger RNA of Equus caballus (horse), 2387 nucleotides long. It is a transcript of the gene RNPEP, whose product is annotated as arginyl aminopeptidase. NCBI's taxonomy places the organism in Eukaryota, Metazoa, Chordata, Mammalia, Perissodactyla, Equidae. Gene Ontology annotation, molecular function: zinc ion binding; metalloaminopeptidase activity. The record is from RefSeq and is a predicted model, not a curated record. Gene Ontology annotation, biological process: proteolysis.